UGUCACCUUUCCACAAUAUACCCUAAUUUUGGUCACACUUUCCUUCUUUAUUUGUCCCAAGUAUCCGAUUCAAUUUCAAGAAGCGUAGUUAUAUAUAAACAUUACUUCCUUUCUGUUUAUAUACUUUUGCAAUCUUCCUUUUUUUUUUUCUUUCUUUUUAACUUUGUGUGUUGUUGUAUCACUGAUUUUGAAAAGAUAGAGAGAAAUCUUGAGGGGUUUUCCAUUUUUCCAGUAAGAAAACUAUGGGAAGAGGGAAGAUUGAGAUAAAGAAGAUUGAGAACCUGAAUAGCAGGCAAGUAACGUUCUCGAAGCGGCGUAAUGGGUUGUUGAAGAAGGCUAGAGAGUUGUCCAUUUUGUGUGAUGCAGAAGUUGGAGUCAUUGUUUUCUCUAGCACUGGCAAGGUUUAUCAAUGGUCCAGCACCAGCAUGGAACACAUUCUUUUAAGAUACAGCAGAGGCACGACAGAGGAUCCGUCUCAGGAACAUCCUUCUGAUGAACAUAAGAACUUGCAACCAAUUGAUGUGAACACCCUCAAAAAGGAGUACUUAAGGCUACGUGCAGCAUACAUGCGGCUUAAUGGUAAGGAGCUGGAUGGUCUGACCUUCAAAGAACUGCAACAGCUUGAGCAUCAACUAAAUGAAGGGAUAUUAUCAGUGAAGCAACAAAAGGAGCAAAUUCUACUGGAGCAGCUGAAAAGAUCCAGACUACAGGAGCGGCAGGCUAUUCUGGAGAAUGAGACUCUACGUAAACAGAUUGUGGAACUGCAACAAAACACAAGCUCAAAUUUACUGGAAUACAACCCGCUGCAAAGAGUUUCUCCCUACAGUUCAAAGGCUGAGUAUGAUUGUGCAUCAGAGGAGGAGGAUGACCAUGCUGAUAACAAUGAUCAUUCAGACACUUCCUUGCACUUAGGGUUGCCAUCAGAUGUUGGCCGCAAGAGGAAAGUGGCAAAGAUUGAACCUGUCAGCAAUGAAACAACGAGUCAAGUGGCCUCAGAGUGACAUGCUUGCAUUCACAAUUUGAUACUUAUCUCGUAGCAAUGUGGAAACCUUCUACUUUCAGUUUCUUCAAACAGUUAAAAUAUAUCUCUUUAGGCAAUUAGAUAUACAUUGGUGCUCUGAUAUCAUGGUCGCUAAAGCUUUAGAUCACUCAGCACAUUUAAUCCGCAAAUUGCAUAGUGAAGUAGGGAACAGGCCUAUAUAGGAGGAUGGUAGCGCAAUUUGCAGAUUGUUUAGUGCUCUAUACAGUAGGGUCUGCAAACAAAAUGGUAAAAAACUAGAUACUUUGUAACUAGUCAAAUGGUUCAGAUUUCAACUUGCUGAUGCAAAAAGCAAUAGGCCAAUGCAACCAACUCCAGGCGCAGCUUUUUCUCUGUUCCAAUGAUUUUGCAGUUGAAGAAGGCCAUAUUACUUAUCCCUGUGUAAUGGAAUUGGCAGUCUAUGCCUUACCUAUAUCCUGUUUCGAUCAAUUUAGAGGAACAAAGAACCAGGGGACGAAAGGAACAGCAUCACUUUGUGUGGUUGUAGAUAGUCGAACCACUUUACAUA
Messenger RNA from Theobroma cacao (cacao), 1547 nucleotides. It is a transcript of the gene AGL18, whose product is annotated as AGAMOUS-like 18. The record is from RefSeq and is a predicted model, not a curated record. NCBI's taxonomy places the organism in Eukaryota, Viridiplantae, Streptophyta, Magnoliopsida, Malvales, Malvaceae. Gene Ontology annotation, biological process: positive regulation of transcription by RNA polymerase II. Gene Ontology annotation, cellular component: nucleus. Gene Ontology annotation, molecular function: RNA polymerase II transcription regulatory region sequence-specific DNA binding; DNA-binding transcription factor activity; protein dimerization activity.